Molecule: messenger RNA, 1722 nt
Organism: Daphnia pulex (common water flea)
Lineage: Eukaryota; Metazoa; Arthropoda; Branchiopoda; Diplostraca; Daphniidae
Product: receptor-transporting protein 4-like
Exons: 6
Coding region: 560-1477 (305 amino acids)
Biological process (GO): protein insertion into membrane; protein targeting to membrane
Molecular function (GO): olfactory receptor binding
Source: RefSeq, a predicted model, not a curated record
GCCGUUGUGAUGACCCAUUCGAAAGUGGUUGAAAAAGACAUGAGUCCUCCCCUCCUUUGUUUAAAAUGGUAAACCAAUAAUACUGCAUUAACUUUAAUAAGCUGUAUUUUAAUUUUAAUGGAUUUAUCGUCAGUAAUAUCCACUUUCAAGUCCCCGAUUUACCUAGAAAUCGCUAGAAAUUGUGAUUAUGCAAGAUGAUUCACACCGAGCUUGUUUAAUGUUUAUGCGACAUGAUGGUUCGAAAGCAUUCAUCUCAACUACGUUCAAUUAAUUCUAUUUUUGAAAGUCGAAAAUCGUUGAGUGGUGGUUUCAGUUCAAGAAAUCUUUAAAACGCUUGAAUUUAGAAUUAAGUUUAACGAUUUUUACGCCAAUCUAGAGAUAGCUUUGCCAAAAGUUGGGGAGGAGCUUCUUCUUCUGCCCCACGGGCGGAGCUUCCUGACCUUCCUUUUUUCAAAUUUGACCCGACUUAAAGAAAGUUGAAGUUGAGAGCCUUCAGUUAAACGAAGGUCAUGAGAGGUAACACGUUCAUUGCGCUCUGUUGACUAAAACAUUCGAAAUCAUGAUUAUUUAUCCAGCUCCCACCGUCUUCAACUAUAAUUCAUCUUAUUGUGCAUCACCUAUGGAAAAAUAUUUACCCAUAGAAAUUAUGUAUGAUGGCCGUAUGGGCUAUGGAUGCUGCUGGGGACCAAACGAAUUUCCAUGGACGCCUUAUUGUAUCGUCGAUUCGCCCAUGACUCCAUAUUGCAUGUAUGAUGUGUCUUCAAUUAACUCGACACUGUCUGAGCUGUCGAUUUCAUCGUCCGAGGGUGAUUGUUGCUGCAGUCCCGAAUCACUCGUUUCAUCGACGCCAUCAUCAAACUCGCACAAAAAGGUGUCCCGCGUUGAUCAACAAGAUGCAGAAAACAUUUGGCGUUUUCCCAAAACCGCACCACCACCCAUUCCGCUUCCAGGCUGGAAUCCAUUACCUUAUGGACUGGAAAGAUUCUGGAAAAACUCUUUCCUCUGGCUAUUUAUUGAGCUGUACGAGAAUAAUCACCUGUGGACUCUGAAACCUGUUGAAAAACCUCCGAUCGAAGAUGGUAAAGGAACUCCAUGGGAGACGGUCAUUCAUUCAGCUAAAGUUCGAUUCAAUUGCGAGAUGGCCAAUCAUGGGUGGACAUCCAUGCAGGGGCGUGUCGUCUUUUGGUUCAGAAUCCUCUACGGAAUCGAAAGUGGAUUUGUGAGAGGAGAGGUUGUCUUUAAAUUAUACGGCCAAAAAUGCGAGCGCUGCACCUCUGGAGCAUUCGAAACAGCACUUUGGUAUCCGGAAGAGAUUGCUAAUGCCAUGUGGAACCUUUAUUCCAAAGUUGCCGAGAAAUUUUAUGGUCGGCCAGUGGAUAAAGUUGUUCGAGGCUUGCGUGGAGGUAAACCGCGAACGCCCCACAAGCCGGAAUUGUGCCAAUCCUGUAGCGAUGGCCUGCCUUGCGGUAAACCUUAACACUUUCCAUUAAAAUUGUGGAUUUUUUGUGAUAAGCGAUUGAUCUGUGAAAUUCGAAAGUUCUCAUAAUUUUAAUUUCUUCUAUUUCUCACUUUAGUUUCAGACUUUCUUCUCCCCCUUUUAUUACUUGUGAGUGUUAGCAUUCGAAUCUAUUUCGACUUUUUCCUCUUUCUAUAUUUUUCCUUUUUUUUUAAGUCGUUAUCUCAUAUUAUUGAUCAUGUGUGUGAAUGCAAUCGUCUUUCGGA